AUGGCAGGCAGCUCGAGCAAGGGCAAGCGGACGCAGCUUUCCCUCGCUUUUCUUCCGCUGGUCGCUGAGCAGCACACUCCCAUCCCUCCGGCCGACAAGGACUCUCAACGCCUCAUCGUCGUCCUGUCAAACGCGAGCCUCGAGACCUACAAGGCCUCCCAUGGCGGCACCGGUCGCAAUGGGGCCCAGCGAGAGGAGAAGUACUCGCUCCUGAACAGUGACGAGCACAUUGGCGUCAUGCGCAAGAUGAACCGCGACAUUAGUGAUGCGCGCCCAGAUAUUACUCACCAGUGCCUCCUUACUCUGCUCGACUCCCCCAUCAAUAAGGCCGGCAAGCUCCAGAUCUACAUACACACCGCCAAGGGUGUUCUGAUUGAGGUCUCCCCUUCGGUCCGCAUCCCGCGUACAUUCAAGCGUUUUGCCGGUCUAAUGGUGCAACUAUUGCACCGCCUGUCGAUCCGCUCAACCAACUCCCAGGAGAAGCUUCUGCGUGUCAUUCAGAACCCCAUCACGGACCACCUGCCGCCCAACUGCCGCAAGGUCACCCUCAGUUUCGAGGCGCCUCUGGUCCAUGUGAGAGACUACAUCGACACACUUGGCCCCAAGGAAAGCGUCUGCGUUUUUGUCGGCGCCAUGGCCAAGGGCUCCGACACUUUUGCCGACGGUCUGGUGGACGACAAGAUUUCUAUCAGCAACUACAGCUUGUCCGCCAGUGUUGCUUGUAGCAAAUUCUGCCAUGCUGCUGAGGACUCUUGGGACAUCCAGUAA
Messenger RNA from Colletotrichum graminicola M1.001, 768 nucleotides. RefSeq names its product EMG1/NEP1 methyltransferase. NCBI's taxonomy places the organism in Eukaryota, Fungi, Ascomycota, Sordariomycetes, Glomerellales, Glomerellaceae. The transcript is spliced from 3 exons. The record is from RefSeq and is a predicted model, not a curated record. The coding region runs from base 1 to 768 and encodes 255 amino acids. Gene Ontology annotation, biological process: rRNA base methylation. Gene Ontology annotation, molecular function: rRNA binding; rRNA (pseudouridine) methyltransferase activity. Gene Ontology annotation, cellular component: small-subunit processome; nucleolus.